AUGUGGCGAACGCUGUCUUCUGUAUUAAAAAGAGAUUCACAUAAAAACGUUCCAGAUUAUCCAUAUUGGGGCUUUGAUGGCUCAUCAACCUAUCAAGCAGACAAAGGAGAGGAUUCAGAUAUGAUUUUGAAGCCAGUCGCUCUGUACGCUGAUCCAUUCUUUGGUGGACCACACAAGCUCGUACUCUGUGAAGUACUUGAUGCAAAUUCAAAACCGUCAAAAACAAAUCAUCGUCAUGCAUGCAAAGGGGCUAUGGAUAAAAUCCUUGACAAAAAGCCAUUAUUUGGUAUGGAGCAAGAGUAUCUGUUGCUCACUCGUGACGGUUAUCCAUUAGGAUGGCCGAAAUACGGAUAUCCAGCCCCUCAAGGUCCGUAUUACUGUAGCAUUGGUGCAGAUAGAGCUUUUGGUCGCGAGGUUGUGAACACUCAUUAUCGUGCAGCCCUUCAUGCCGGCUUAACUCUAUUUGGAAUCAACUGUGAGGUCACUCCUGGCCAAUGGGAGUUCCAACUUGGUCAGUGUGAAGGACUUGACAUGGGUGAUCAACUUUGGAUGGCUCGUUAUCUUCUUCACAGAGUCGCAGAGCAAUUUGGUGUCGCCGUAACCUUCCAUCCAAAACCACGGGUGACGAUGGGAGAUUGGAAUGGUGCUGGAUGCCAUUGUAAUUUCUCUACAGAGGAGAUGCGAGCCGAAGGAGGAAUCAAGGCAAUUGAGGCUGAUGACGAUAAAGAUGUUCUUAAGGCCAUGAAGAAGCUUGAAGCAACGCACAAAGAAGCAAUUCGUGUGUAUGAUCCUCAUGACGGCGAAGAUAACAAACUGAGGGUGGCUCCUUCUAUGUAUAUUCUAGAGCUUUGGUCUCUAAAUCGGGAGCUCUUCCUCAUCUAUACGAACACCUUUCAGUGUAGAAGCAAAGGCUUCCAUUUAUUUCCAUCAAAACUAAAAAGCAAUUUUCAGGGUUACCUGGAAGAUCGUCGUCCUUCAUCCAAUUGUGAUCCUUAUCAAGUAACACGGAUGAUUGUAGAAAGUAUUCUACUCCGAUAA
Angiostrongylus costaricensis is the source of this 1038-nucleotide messenger RNA. NCBI's taxonomy places the organism in Eukaryota, Metazoa, Nematoda, Chromadorea, Rhabditida, Metastrongylidae. The record is from the annotation of a GenBank genome assembly.